This is a messenger RNA of Guillardia theta CCMP2712, 1626 nucleotides long. RefSeq lists its product as hypothetical. The transcript has 6 exons. Bases 1 to 1626 code for a protein of 541 amino acids. NCBI's taxonomy places the organism in Eukaryota, Cryptophyceae, Pyrenomonadales, Geminigeraceae. The record is from RefSeq and is a predicted model, not a curated record.
AUGAACAUCCAGGCAUUUCGAGAAUUGCAGUCAAAAGUGGUCAGUCCCAGUACGCAGAGGAACUACGCAUACCGCAUUCAUGCUAUCAUAGCUUUCUUCAGGUCUCACCCACGAUAUCAUGCAGCUCUGAAUGAAACCUUGGACGACCUCGUUUUGCCAUUGCCAUACGAUGCAUUAGUAGCAUUCUUCGGUUGUUUGUCGCAAAAGGAGCGGGUCAGGGAUAAGAUCAAGCAAUCAAAAGCGAAACGUAUGAAGAAGGGCACUCACCCAAACAUGCAGAUCAAUGGCGAUCACGUGGAAGUCGAUGAUGAAGCCGAAGAUGAAGCAGGCCCAUCACAGUCGCAUGCUUCAUAUGAAGAUGAAGAUGAUGAUGUUGAGAUGGAUGAUGACGUUGAAGAACAAGCAGGCACCACCAGCAAUGAUGUUGAAUUGGUAGUGGGACCCACUGGCAUUCAAGACGUGAAUUUUGUAACCAGUGCAGCGGACAAACCGACAGUAGCAGUGUCUACGAUACGAGGGUACAAAGGUGCGUUGAAGUACCUGUACCAAUGUAGACACAUGGAAUUUGUAGCUAGGGACAUGCCAGAAGGAGAAGCAGCAGUGUGUAUAGACGAGGUGUUGGAACGUUGCAUGGAGUCUUACACGAAAGUAGUUACAGAGAAGAAAUCUCGAGGAGUGAUGCGCAUUCAUGAAGGCAGAACGGGGAUAAGCAUGAAGGCAGAACGGAACAGCAGACUUUGCUGUACUUCCCCCCCACUUCACAACGGAAGGAUUGAAGCAAAUAGAAGAGAUCGGCUGGGAGAGGUUCAUAUCAGGUUACAGCAGUUUCCCGGCAGGAUUUCAAAAGUGUAUCCGCUUCUUCCUUGCAAGUAUCUUACUCCAACCAAUACAGAAAUAUUGAAAGGCGUGAAAGAGAUGAGGGUUGAAGUGCGGGAUGCCAUCAAGGAGGAGAUGAAGGUAAUCGAGGAGACGAUGGAUGAGAAGAUGAAUGGAAUGAAGGAAAUACUGGACCAGAAGUUUGACGAUCUCAAAACUGUAAUGAGGGACGAACUGCGAACGAAUUUAGGUUUUGUUGCUGGACGGAGGAGGGAUGUACCAGGUCCCAGUGGGGGGCAAGUUGCAUCUGGAAGCAUGGACUUCACAGAUGCUUUCCGCAUCGUCAUGCAACAGAUGGGUGGUCAUAUACGGGAGCAGGUGCAGGCCGCCGUGGGGGAAGCUAUGCGACAGAUGGUACUGGAUGGAGCAGGCCAUGGUAUGAUGGCACAUGGGGUGAGCAACGUGAUGUCACAUGCUGGCUCGAAUGGAAGAUUGAAUGAGAGUGAAUCGGAGGGGGUGCAGAAGGGGAUGAUGGCAACGAGUUCGAAAUAUGUUCAUGUGGUGGAAUUUGGGGCAAGAUGUCAUCGUGCAAGGACAAACGUGUCGAAUGAUGAGAACACGAGGAAGAAUGUGUACAAAGCAUAUUAUGUGAUGACCAUGGUGGAAGAUAUAUGCCGAGAGCAAGGAAACUGGUUUCCGUACACUGGUGGAAAGGGCGUACGGAGAAGAUGCAUGGACGGCGAUGGCACAGAGAAAGAGACAUUUUCCAAAGCACGUAGUGUAGAGCAUGUACAGUUCGUUCCUGAAUGA